AUGGCGCACGGCCCGCCUGACGUCAGCCACAUGUACGCGCACCUUCACCCCGCCCCUUCCUACUCCUGCGGCGCCGACGUGUACCAGGACCCGUCGGUCGGGGGCUACCUGUCCACGCCCGCCUGCGGCGUGUCCUACCACGCCCCGCCCUCCUAUAGCGCGGCGCCCAAAGUGGGCGUGGACGCGGCGCUGCACGUCGUCCCGCCCGAGUACGGCGGCGGCGGCAGCGGCGGGGGCUUGUACCCGCAGUGCCAGAGAGACAUCCAGGCAGCCUUCGCGGAACGGAAGUCGGUGGCGUACGCGAUGGACUCCCUGCGGGGGGCGCCGCCGCUAACGCCCCUUAACACCAUCAGGAAUUUCACGCUGCAAGGCGCACCUUCGGUUGCCGCCACCGGCCCGCUCGCCGCCGCCGCCGCCUUCCCCGCCCACCCCAGCCUCCCGCUGCGGCCCAUCCUGCGGCCGCGCAAGUAUCCGACUCGGCCCGGGAAGACGCCCGUGCACCAGCGGCCCUACGCGUGCCCGGCGGAGAGCUGCGAGCGCAGGUUCUCCAGGUCGGACGAGCUGAGCCGACACCUGCGCAUCCACACCGGCCUCAAGCCCUUCCAGUGCCGCGUCUGCCUGCGCGCCUUCAGCCGCAGCGACCACCUGACCACGCACCUGCGCACGCACACCGGCGAGAAGCCCUUCUCCUGCGACACCUGCGGCAGGAGGUUCGCCCGCAGCGACGAGCGCAGACGACACCUGAAGAUCCACCUGAGGCUCAAGGACAAGAAAGACCCCGCCCCUUGAUGACGUCAUCCCCCCAUUCAGGGAGUCAAUGAAACACACGCACGCACACAAAUGGGGAGGAGUCACAAACUGGAGGUGGAGCCAAUAACUUUUUUUGUGUACUUGAUUAAAGAGGAAAGUUUGUUGGAUGAAGAUGAUAAAUGAUAAAAAUAGAGGAUGUGAGAAUUGGUGCUUUUUAUUGACUGCGUGUGAGGAGAAUGCUUGUGUUUAUGUACAACAUGUUAGUUACAUGGCAAUAACCCAUUAGUUACAUAAUAAUAACAUAUGUAAACCAUGUUACUUACAUAAUAAUCACACAUGUGC
This is a messenger RNA of Nerophis ophidion (straightnose pipefish), 1092 nucleotides long. RefSeq names its product early growth response 2a (gene egr2a). The coding region runs from base 1 to 789 and encodes 262 amino acids. NCBI's taxonomy places the organism in Eukaryota, Metazoa, Chordata, Actinopteri, Syngnathiformes, Syngnathidae. Gene Ontology annotation, biological process: regulation of transcription by RNA polymerase II. The transcript has a single exon. The record is from RefSeq and is a predicted model, not a curated record. Gene Ontology annotation, molecular function: DNA-binding transcription factor activity, RNA polymerase II-specific; RNA polymerase II cis-regulatory region sequence-specific DNA binding.